Molecule: messenger RNA, 2289 nt
Organism: Microthlaspi erraticum
Lineage: Eukaryota; Viridiplantae; Streptophyta; Magnoliopsida; Brassicales; Brassicaceae
Source: the annotation of a GenBank genome assembly
AUGGCAGAACUACUACACCAGCAUUUCUCCCAUGAAUGCGCAUUGAAAUCACCAAAGAUCGUCACCGAUGAUAUCUGCAGCAUCUGCUUCGAAGAUGUUCCUGUUGAAUUCACCUGCAGCCGUUGCAAUUUUGACCUGUGUAAAGCUUGCUUUGAGUUGCCGCAGAAGGUGUCACAUGAUUUUCACCCAGAGCACCCUCUGGAGUUUUGCUUGGGCCAAUAUGAUCGGAAACCUGGCCAUGUCAUCUGCUCAGGGUGUGGAAACAUGUGUUCUCGCUCCUUCUACGAGUGUAAAAAGUGUGAGAUCUACCUUGAUUUGGGCUGUGCUCUCAUGGAGAACAUCUUCAGGGGAUGGGAUGCCAAAGAAUUACUCCACUACAGCCAUUCUCACUUGCUUAGAAGGAGCAGACCAGGACCAGACGCUAAAGGAUCUUGCCUACUCUGUGAGCUUCCCCUCUCUCCUUCCGCCAUAUGUUACGGCUGCGUUCAUUGUUACUUGUUUGUCCACGAGCACUGCUUUGGUCUUACCAUGGAGAUUCAUCAUCCCGUGCAUCCGAAGCACCUGCUUAUGCGCCUUGAUUACAUACAACUUUGUGGUGGUGAUAAAACUUGUGAUGCUUGCGGACUCAGUUUCGUCGGUGUCCCAUUUGGUUGCCUUAGCUGCAACUUUUACAUUCAUCUUAGAUGUGCGGAUUCCUUACUGCGAGGUUUAGUGCACAAGUCUCAUGAUCACAUGUUGUUCUAUGUAGCUACUAAUGCUGAAACAGCUCUUAAGAAACGCGGCUGUGGAAUAUGCAAGAGGAAACGUGUAGUCUCUCUUGACUGCUAUUAUCAAUGCGUGCAAUGUGAUUGGAAGUGUCAUUUCAAGUGUCUUGAGAUACCUGAAUCAGUGGUCAACACAGGUUUUCACAUUCAUCCACUUGUGUGUAAAACGUUCCUAGCAGAGGAUGAUUCGUUGGAACAUUGUGGUGUUUGCGAGACAGUUGUAAACGAAGGACAUUAUGCUUAUUCAUGCAAUGAAUGCGACUUUCUUGGCCACAUUGAAUGCAUUCUACGCAAGGACGAGCCUUCCCCAUUGUACUUGAAAGAUCUAUUUUCUCCUAGUAAGGACAUCAAGAGAAGGACAGACGAAAUAGAAGACAAAAUUGUGGUCAACGAUAUCGGAGAAAUUCAUGAGUUGAGAUUGAAAAUGCGGGACAUGACAGAGCGUUGUGAUAGUGUAUAUUGCAAAAUAUGUGCUCGAGAAAUAUAUGGUAACCCAUGGAAGUGUGAGGAUUGUAAUUUCGUGGCACAUUAUUACUGUGCAGAGCUGGGACGGCCAUCAAGGCAGCGAAUUCAUUUAGACCAUGUUUUGACACUCCUACCACAUCGCCCUGCAGGGGUUAUUAUCAAUUGCAACACUUGCAAAAACGAAAUCUCUGGAUUUAAUCUCUUUUGUCGCAUAUGCAGUUUCACCAUAUGCAUUCGGUGCCUAGUAAGAAGUAAAGAAUUUCUUGGGGUGUUAUAUAGGGGGCAGAAAGUCAUUGGAAUCACAGAAGAGCAAUGCAUGACAGAAUAUCAUGACUUGGUUGAAGUUAUUGUAUCGAGGUCAUAUCCCAUGGUUUGCGCUCUUUGUGAAGAUAGUGUGUGUGGAGAAAGUCUAUCAUGUAUGGAUUGUGGAGAGAUAUAUCAUCAUCCGUGUGUGGAACUUUCGAGAGAAGAAGCCUAUCAACUUCAUCCUGGUCAUGACCUUGAAAUUAAACAGAUCAGUGGAUUCAAGUGCCUUGCAUGCAAGCUGAAUAUUAUCAAGUAUGGCAUUUAUUGUCCCACUUGUAAAGUCGGUUUCCAUUAUCGAUGCAUCAAAGCGGGGACUGUCUCGGAAAAUACCAUGGCUCAUAGUCACAUUCUCUAUAACUUUUGGAGCAAUGAUUUGCGGCUGACUCGUGCAUGUAGUGUUUGUGAUAAACUAUGUGGUGCGUCGUUCUACGGCUGUCUUGGAUGUAAUUUCUUUGCCCAUGUCGAGUGUAUUGGGUUUCCACCGAUUGCGAGGAGCCAACAGUAUCAGCAUAUUGUCGUGGAAACUUAUACUGACCGCAGAUGUAGAUGUUCUCUUUGUGGUUCAUAUUGCAGCCGUGAUAUGUACUAUUGCUUACACAGUGACGAGGACUACUUUCAUCAGGAAUGCAUAAUAACCAUGGAUGACCGUAAGGAAGCUACAGAAGAAGAGCAGCUUGGAGAGAUUUAUCUUAUGUACCUUGAGAUUGAGCUCGCCAAACUGUUGAGUGAAGACAGCGACAAUGAUUAUUCUUAG